Cavenderia fasciculata is the source of this 243-nucleotide messenger RNA. Its product is annotated as hssA/2C/7E family protein. Lineage: Eukaryota; Evosea; Eumycetozoa; Acytosteliales; Cavenderiaceae. Bases 1 to 243 code for a protein of 80 amino acids. The transcript has 2 exons. The record is from RefSeq and is a predicted model, not a curated record.
AUGUCUAUCUUAUCUUCAAUUUCAUCUAUGGGUAAUGUAAAGUCAUCAUCAUUCUCAAAGUCUGCUUUGAUGUCAACUGGUUCCAUGUCUUCUCAAUCAUCCAAUGGUGUUGCUUGCAAUAGUUGUCCAACUCACUAUUUGAACCAAACUGUUGGUGGCGCUGUCCUUGUUGUUGGUGGUGUUGUUGGUAUCGUAGGUGGUGUACUUGGUGGAGUUCUUGGUGGUCUUCCAUGUAUUCUCUAA